Eutrema salsugineum is the source of this 1341-nucleotide messenger RNA. RefSeq names its product tryptophan aminotransferase-related protein 2. The coding region runs from base 27 to 1337 and encodes 436 amino acids. The transcript is spliced from 5 exons. Gene Ontology annotation, biological process: amino acid metabolic process. Lineage: Eukaryota; Viridiplantae; Streptophyta; Magnoliopsida; Brassicales; Brassicaceae. Gene Ontology annotation, molecular function: carbon-sulfur lyase activity; transaminase activity. The record is from RefSeq and is a predicted model, not a curated record.
UUGUGUUAAAUAGUUUUGUAGAGAAAAUGGAACAGAUUCCGAGGGUUCUGUCUUGGAGGAACAUGUUGGUCCUCUCAUUGGCUAUAAACUUCAGCUUGAUUCUAAGAAUUUUGAAGGGCGACGAUGAAUAUUCAUUGUACAGAACGGCGUAUUUUAGCAUGUGGCCUGUGGCCUCCGGAUCUUCAGCAUCUUGCAACUAUAACGAGAUGGAAGAAGAAAAAGACGACGACAGAAUUAUCAAUCUCAAACUUGGCGAUCCAACAGUGUAUGAGAGAUACUGGCAAGAAAUGGGGGAGAUGGCGACAAUGGUGAUACCUGGAUGGCAAUCUCUAAGCUAUUUUUCAGAUAACAACAACAACCUUUGUUGGUUUCUUGAACCAGAGCUUGGCAAAGAGAUUGUGAGAGUGCAUAACGUUGUUGGGAACGCUGUAACGCAAGACCGCUUCAUUGUUGUUGGCACUGGCUCAACACAGUUGUAUCAGGCUGCUCUCUAUGCUCUAUCUCCACGUGAUGACUCCGGUCCCAUUAAUGUUGUCUCAGCUGCACCCUUUUAUAGCUCAUACCCGUUAAUUACAGACUGUAUCAAAUCCGGUUUAUAUCGAUGGGGAGGAGAUGCAAAGACAUACAAGGAAGAAGGUCCAUACAUUGAGCUUGUUACAUCUCCAAACAAUCCUGAUGGGUUCUUGAGAAAACCGGUGGUGAACCGUAGUAAAGGUAUACUGAUCCAUGAUUUGGCGUACUACUGGCCACAGUAUACGCCGAUAACAUCGAUAGCUGAUCAUGAUGUAAUGCUCUUCACUGCUUCAAAGAGCACUGGCCAUGCAGGGAUGCGCAUUGGAUGGGCUUUGGUGAAAGACAGAGAGACGGCGAAGAAAAUGACAGAGUACAUAGAACUCAAUACGAUUGGGGUUUCAAAGGACUCGCAGCUUAAAGCAUCCAAGGUUUUGAAGGUUGUGUCAGACAGUUGCGAAAAAAGUGGUAAUGAAACGGCUAAAUCCUUCUUUGAGCACAGUUAUGAUGCCUUGUCUAAACGGUGGGAGCUACUGAGACAAGCAGCCAAAAAUAGUCAACAUUUCACUGUUCCUGAUUUCGCCUCUCAACGUUGCAAUUUCCUAGGCAAGGUCUUCGAGUCACAACCAGCUUUUGCAUGGUUAAAGUGUGGAAAAGGGAUUGUAGAUUGCGAGAAGUUCCUGAGAGAGAAGCAGAAGAUUCUAACGAAAAGUGGAAAAUAUUUUGGAGAUGAUCAGAGUUAUGUGAGAAUAAGCAUGUUAGAUAGAGAUUCUAACUUUAAGAUUUUCCUUCACAGGAUUUCAUCUUCAUUCAAUUCAACUUUGUAAGUAU